Loa loa (African eye worm) is the source of this 2614-nucleotide messenger RNA. RefSeq names its product C2 domain-containing protein. Gene Ontology annotation, cellular component: plasma membrane. Gene Ontology annotation, molecular function: calcium ion binding; calcium-dependent phospholipid binding. The transcript has 12 exons. NCBI's taxonomy places the organism in Eukaryota, Metazoa, Nematoda, Chromadorea, Rhabditida, Onchocercidae. The record is from RefSeq and is a predicted model, not a curated record. Bases 1 to 2166 code for a protein of 721 amino acids. Gene Ontology annotation, biological process: protein localization to plasma membrane; positive regulation of protein targeting to membrane; positive regulation of D-glucose transmembrane transport.
AUGUUGGUCCCGUGUAGUACCAAUAGUCUUCCGGCGAAACUUUCUGUUCGUGUGAUAUCGGCUCGCGGAUUACCUGUCAUGGAUAAGUCUAAUGUCACUACGGAUGCUUUCGUUGAAGUUCAUUUCGAAAAUGAGGUUUACAAAACCGAUGUCUGCAGCAAAAGUUUGUCGCCGGUCUGGAAUUCCGAUGUGUUUGUUUUUGAGACAGAUGAACAACAGUUAUUUGAUAAUCCGAUCCAGUUCCGUGUAAUGGAUCAUGACACAUACAGUGCAAAUGAUGCCAUUGGACGUGUCUUUUACGAUGCCAAUUUGUUAGUUUCUAAAAUAAGGUGCAGCAAAGCCGAUGGUAAUAGUAUGGAGUUCACAAAUUGGCUGCCAAUUUAUGAUUCGGUUUACGGAAUAAGAGGCGAAAUUCAGAUAUCCAUCUCGCUUAAAUUACUGUUAUCAAAUGAUCACGGAUAUGUGCGUAUACUUUCAGCUAGCAUUAUCUCAACAUUAUCAAUGAACGAUAUUAUUGGAUUGGUUUCUGAUGUAGCUACAGUGACUGAUCCUGAAUACGAAUGGAUUGACAGGAUUCGUUCUCCACGUGCUUCUAAUGAGGCUCGACAAAGCAUAAUUCGGAAGUCGUUACGCGAAUUAGCUAGAAAUAUUGCACAGAAAGCGCAUUCUCUCGGGUCGAAUGCAAUCCUUGGGUAUCAUGAAUUUGUUGAUAUCGAAGGCGAUGCUACCGAGCUGAUUACAUUUCGAGCAUUUGGAACAGCAGUCAGACUGUCGCAGACAGAUGAGAAAGUUGCAGCCGAAAGUAUACUGCAUCAUGUGUUGUCAUUGAAGGUUUUACCGGAUAUAUACAGAUAUAAAUGUGGUGUUGUUGUUUGCGCUCGUUCCGCUCAUGUGCUGACAGAUGAUAGUGAUGCUGCUAUGAUCAGAAAAAAAUGGUGGGACGACUUGAAGAUCGAACUUAUUCGUCAAACAUUAAGUUUACGCUGCAAUUUAAUUAUUGGCUACACAGAACAAAUCAGUAUUCGUAAGAAAAUGGCGUUGUUAAGCUGUACAGGGACUGCUAUAUCCGUCAUUUUAGCAGGGACUAAGCAUGUUCCGGAUUGUAUUAGGUUCCAUACUGCAUGCUUCGAUGGCGAUGCAUCAACCAAUCAAAACGUAAAUGUGUGUUCCUGUUGCAAAUUACCUGAUGCAGUUUGCCCCGAUAUCAUCUUGAACAGUUGUUCAUUACCUGCAUCAGACUAUCUACAUGGCACCGUCCGGCCAUUGCAAGUUCAUCUUAAACGUGAAGUGAAUUUCUCAGAAAGCGACGAUCAGUUGGCUUCUACUAUUAGCCACUCGCUGCCGUUUUUGGAACACGAACUUUAUAGUAAGCUGAUGGAAGAAAUGCGGAGCGGAAAUACGAAAUACAAUGCAGUUUUCGAUUUAAAACCUGUCAUUGUUAUCCAAGAAGGCGCUUUAUUUGCUGUUAUUACGGGUACGUUAUGUACCCUAAAGGCACUACUGAAAACCGAUGAUCCCCACAUACUAAGUUGUUCCGAUUCUGUUCCUCAGAGUGAUGAUGUUCGCCCAACACCACGAGUGGGAUUAUUAGACGCAGCUCGCAUUUUACGUACUCCCAGAUCUUCCGAUAAAGCUGGAUUACGCUUGCACCCAUUGCAUAUUCGGGAACAUACAGAUAACUUCAUAAAUGGGCCACCGCAAUCAAAUUACAAAAAAAUAGUUAAAUGUUUUCGGAAGAAGGUUAUUGACCGUGAGCGUCUAGCAAAGAUGAUUUCGGAACGCGAAAUCAGUUUACAACUUGGUGCAUUUGAUGAUAUAAAAUCGGCUACCUGGUCGCCCAGCACAUAUUCUGGUAUCAGAAUAAGCAACAGUUCGAAAUUUAACAUCAUUGCAAAAUCUUCUAAAUCUUCCAACAUUCCACAAAGGUAUACUGGAGUUUUAAUUCGUGAAGUGACGAGGACAAUGGAAGAUAUUGCUGAACUCGAUGCAUUCCUGGAUGGAGCUUUACGUGACUUAGUGAGCUUGGCAACUAGCAAUGUUGAAACUGUUGGCGCCUCAUCAUUUUCUGUUUUCAAAGUACCUUCAGUGAGUCUUUCGAUCUCCCGUGAUCAGGCAUCACUUUUAUUAUUUAUUACGACCGACUUUGAUUGUCCAUUUAAUUUGUAGAAUUGCUGUUAACAACAAACAAUAUUUGGAAUGAAAGAGUAGAGUUUCCACUUUCUAGUCAUGUAAAGUUUCUAACUUUGAAUCUGUUCGGUCUGUUCGGUAAUUUAUCAGUUAAGUUUGUUUAUUUAACUCAUUCACGUUUAUUGUCCAUUUGUUUACUUAUCACGACAGAUACAGAGAAAUUUGAAUUCCACUGCAAAAUUCAAUGGAAAGGUUCGUCAGUAUCGAUCACGUUUUUUUCAAAAUAUAUUGUUCAAAAUUAGUGUAGGAUGGUUAUGUCACCAAUAUAAUUUUUCACUCGCGACUGACAAUUCAUAAUAAAUAUAACUCCUCGCUAGUUGAUAACUAUUCAUAAUAUUUGAACACGUAGAAAAUGUUGUGACUUCAACAAUAGAAUUUGAGCAAGAUAUAUUGAGCAACUAUAAGUCUUCUGGAAUAUCUAAGAAUG